AUGAGGAUUUUCUUGGUUUGGACCCUUUUCCUCAUGACAGCCACGAGCACAGGUGGCUGGGCAGUGACAGGCCCCAGGCAGGUGACAGUGGAGCAGGGCAGCUCCCUGACAGUGUCCUGCAGCUACAAGCCACGCUACAAGCUCAGCUCCAAGUACUGGUGCCGCAAAAACUCCCCCUGGUUUUGCUUGAGCUACAUCAUCCAAACCGACGGCUCCGAGGUGACAGUGACACGGGACAGGGUGUCCAUCAGGGACAACCACACAGCAAAUUCAUUCACAGUGACACUGAGCAGUGUCACACCAGGGGAUGCAGGCCGGUACUCCUGUGGGGUGAGGAAGAAUGUGGGGAUCAAGCGAUGGCACAACACCAAGGUGAUGGUUUCUGCAGCUGUUUCAAACACAACUGAGGACAGCAAUGUGAGCCCAUUGACCACCAACCCUCUGUGCCUCGAGGGUUGUGGGGAGCCUGCAGUGUGGUCCCAGCUCAGUGUCAUCCACUUGCUGCUUCUGCUCAGCAUCAAGAUGCCCAUGGCACUAGCCAUGGUUUGUAGGGCAGCCUGGGUGAGGAACCAGUGCAGGAGCCGUGACCAGGAAAACCUGCAGAUCUUGGACACAUCCAGCAGCACCAGGGCACGGGGCUGCCCGCUUGUCCCAACCACCUCCGAGCCCCAGGGACGCCCUCCUGCCCCCCUGGCCCCCACCCUGCUGGGGCCAUGCCAACCCUCACGGCCACCCCUUGCCAGGAGGUGCCUGGAGAGCCUCAGCCCCUCCUGGCAGCCCCUGUGCUGAAGAGGGAAGGGUUUGGGGUGCAGGGAGCCUGUGUCUGUUGAGCUGCAGCUGCCAUCAGAAGAGAAUUUUGCAAUAAAGGCUGGGUAUCCUGC
Messenger RNA from Lonchura striata (white-rumped munia), 881 nucleotides. Lineage: Eukaryota; Metazoa; Chordata; Aves; Passeriformes; Estrildidae. The record is from RefSeq and is a predicted model, not a curated record.